AGCAGUCGGCUCAGUAUAUUCUUGCGCGUCGGCCCACUCACACACGCGCCGCGUGCCAACCACCACCACUUAUUCUCGCGUACACCAAUUGCACGUGCUUCGCCGAAUCGUGUUCAAUUAUUUUAUUUUUAUUUUUGUAUAGUCGUAAUUUUUUGUGUCACUGAUUUAUGAGUUUUUUAUUUAACUUUUAUUUUUAAUAUAUGAAUAAGAAAACGCAGGACAAGAGGUGAAGUUGUCGAUUGACGAAACAUAAUAAUACGUAGUAAUAUCUACUUCGGACAGUUCAUCAUACGUGUAACCUUUCUGCGGUGCGAUCGCAAUCGGCAGUGAUCAAUACUUUUAUUAUCACCGAAAAAUCAUUGCCAAUACUGUCUUACGAGUGCGAUGAUGACCGGGAAGCGAUGACAUGGAAGCUGCAGCCAGCGUUGUACAGAUGACUGGUGGCGGCGGACGGGUGGGGAUGAACACGGACAUGUUCCUGUUGCCGUCCUCUUUCUCGUCGCCGCCGGGCGUGAUCGUCACCACGGGAUCGCCGAACACUGGCGUCCACCAGUACGCCGCUGCCACGCUCACCUUGUUGCGGCGCGACGCCUGGGUGCUACCGGUGCUCAUACUGUCAGUGCUCACCAUGACGUUGAUCAUGACUUUCGAGGUGUUCGUGCUGUGCAAGACGAGAAAAACGGAGCCCAGCAGGAGACACCUGUUCCUGGGACAGGCGCUGCUGGGCGGGCUGUUCGUGUGCGCGGCGGUCAGCGGGCUGAUGUGCACGCAGCCGACCGUGCUGACGUGCGCCACCGUCAGGCUGUGCACCGGGCUCGGAUACUCGAUGGUGUUCGGCACGCUGCUCGUCAAGUGCGUGUUCCUCAUCAGCCUCAACGGCGGAGUGUACUUGCCCGCGCCGUAUCAGGCGCUCUUGCUGUUCUUCACCGUGGCCAUACAGCUGGCCAUCGGCGUCCAGUGGCUCAUCUACACGCCACCGCAACUCCUAUCGUCCCAGUGGACGAGCAGCCUGGACAACAGCUGUGAUACCAAGUACCAGCACAUGCUCGGCUCGCUGGUGUACGCGGCCGGUCUGCUGUUGGCCGUCACCGUGUUGGCCAUCAAGUCGCGGCACAUACGGGACAACUACCGCGAGGCCAUGUACAUCGGACUGGCCGUCGGCUGCACGGCGCCGCUGUGCGUCGGCUGGGCCGUGGCCGGUCUGUGGGCCACGCAGCCGGGCGACCAGGACGGAUGCCUGGCGCUGGGCCUGGGCGCCACGGCCGCGCUGGUGUUGCUCGUCAUGUUCAUGCCCAAGGGCCGGCAGCUGGCCGCCAUGGGCCGGGACGGUCUGUACGACGAGGACAAGCUCAGCACGCUCAGCAGGCCCGCGUCCCCGUCGUUUUUCCACUUCAAACCGUUCAUGACGCCAAUGAAGCACACGUCGACGAUCAACACGUUCGGAGAUCGAGUGGCGCUCGUAGCCCCGCCGACGUACGCUCACCAUUAUUACCCGUACUGCUAUUAUCCGCACCACGGUGGCGGCGGUGGUGGUGGUGGAAUGAUGGGUGGCGGUGGAGGCGGCCACCACGGAAGUCACAUGCAGCAGCCCAUCUACUCAAGAUGUCCACCCGACAUGUGCAACUUUUCGGGAAUGGACAACAGCAUUUACACUACGAUGGAGCCGACCAUGUCCAACAACCCCAACGUGUUUUUCCACCGUUCCGGUAUCCACCCCGGAAUGAUGUACUGAUUAUUGUUUAAGUUAAUACUAUAUAUAUACAUAUAUAUAUAUUUGACUAGAUGUUUUUUUCUCCCGAUUUUAUAAAUUU
Molecule: messenger RNA, 1811 nt
Organism: Melanaphis sacchari
Lineage: Eukaryota; Metazoa; Arthropoda; Insecta; Hemiptera; Aphididae
Exons: 7
Coding region: 407-1732 (441 amino acids)
Biological process (GO): G protein-coupled glutamate receptor signaling pathway; regulation of synaptic transmission, glutamatergic
Cellular component (GO): membrane
Molecular function (GO): group II metabotropic glutamate receptor activity
Source: RefSeq, a predicted model, not a curated record